This is a messenger RNA of Morone saxatilis (striped sea-bass), 2393 nucleotides long. RefSeq names its product rab5 GDP/GTP exchange factor-like. The transcript has 9 exons. The coding region runs from base 299 to 1708 and encodes 469 amino acids. Gene Ontology annotation, biological process: vesicle-mediated transport. Gene Ontology annotation, cellular component: endocytic vesicle; cytosol. NCBI's taxonomy places the organism in Eukaryota, Metazoa, Chordata, Actinopteri, Moronidae. Gene Ontology annotation, molecular function: zinc ion binding; small GTPase binding; guanyl-nucleotide exchange factor activity. The record is from RefSeq and is a predicted model, not a curated record.
ACGAGGCUAUUUUCCGGUUGCACAGGUUUGAAAGCAGCUGAUUUUCUGUCUGCGUGUCGUGCUGUCAACUUUAUUUUUAUUACUUCAUUUAGUGCCUCUUUUCGCUUCCUCUGUGUCCGACCUUCGUCAGAACAUUUACCAACAUCUGAAGGAUUGUCGUCGGACGAGUUACGAUGAGUUUGUGACGGUAAAGACACCGGAAGGUGGCGAAAAAAAAACAACAACGAUCCGAUAAGGAAGCGGUUAGUUAUGAUUUCACCAGCUGACAGGUAGGAGUAGUAUACGAGAGAGCUCUACAAUGUGGACAGACAAGCAAAGAGGAAUCCGAGUUUCUCAGGAGGAGCUGCUCUGCAAGAACGCCUGUGGAUAUUAUGGAAACCCUGCGUGGCAAGGCUUCUGCUCCAAGUGCUGGAGAGAGAGAGCACGUACGGCCGGAGCCACAAGGCAAGACGCAAGGCCGAACAAUGAUGGAACUCCUGUCACCUUCUCCAAAUUUGAGGAGAAGAAAAGCACUGAGAAAGGUCGUCGUAUUAACACCAUGCGGAGGCUCUUCUGGGGCAGCCCAUCGCCUCCAAAACGUCAAGAGUCUGAAAGCUUUACAAAUGUGUUAAAAGCCUACCAGACCCUCGAGCCUGGGGACUUCACUGGUUUCCUAAAGAUACUUCGAAGCCCUUCCUCCCAGCGCCUGCAGUCCCGAUGUACAGCUUUCGUCAACACAGUGGAGGCUUACCAUGAUCUGCCGGUGCAGAAGCAGUCAGACCUCGUGCAGGAUUUCUACCAGUCUUUUGCUGAAUAUUUUAGCAGUUUUCCCGAGGCUCAGGUCACUCAGAUAAUGGAGCAUGUGGAGAAGUUAAUAAUGACACGGCUGCACAAAUGGGUUUUCUGCCACGACAGCUGUGACGAUGAGCAGAAGGACCUGGCUCUACAGAGGAGGAUACGCUCCUUAAACUGGGUUACUCCACAGAUGCUGAGUGUACCUUUCCCCGAUAAAAAGACUACAGUCACCAGCGACCCCUUUCUGCCUGCUAUAACAGCCAUAAUUGAGAUGGACGCUAAACGAGCGCCUCAAGACAAACUGACAUGCGUGUCCAAAUGCAGUCAGCAUGUCUUUGAAGCCCUCUCCACCUCCAACACUGAGCCCGCUAAUGCCGAUGACUUCCUGUCAGGCCUGAUUUAUGUGGUGCUGAAGGCCAAUCCACCUCGCCUGCACUCCAACAUGCAAUAUGUGAUCCGUUUUGGUCUCCCUCACAGUCUGAUGGCAGGAGAGAGCGGCUAUUAUUUCACAAAUUUGUCUUGUGCGGUGGCCUUCAUUGAGAAACUAGAUGGCCCAGCACUCAGCCUCAGUCCGGAGGAGUUUGAGGGCUACAUGCUGCGUCAGCGUGCUCCCUCUGUAGGAAGCAAGAGGAAGGAGGUUGCCAGUGACACACAGCACCUGUUGGACGAGCUACAAGGCAGACAGGAGAAGCUGGACCAAGGGAUGGAUGCUCUCAACGUGCAGCUACAGAAGUGGGUCCAAGCUGUUCACUCCCAGCUGGAUGAGGCAUCAGCGCAGUUGGCUCUGGUGCAGAAGGAGCUCACGGCUCAGGCUGAGCUCUCGCCGGGUUUCUCAUCCUCGUCUGAUGAUGCGUCAAUGCAAGGGGACGACAAAGACCAGUCGCUGCUGGAGCUCAAGGAUCUUAAUGCAGGUCCAAAAGAUACAGACUGUUAGCUAUAUAAAUAAUAAUCUGGUACUUGAGUCGUUUUAAUCAUCAGCACUAGUUUAUGUAGACUGCAAAACAAACAGAUUUAUAUUCCAACAACAGAAAGCUGGGAUUUGUUAACUAGGUGAACAUGAAGGAAAACUAUUAGUACUGAUAUCACAGAGCACACAGGAUUUAUUUAAUGACUUUGUUAAACAAUUAUUUGCACUUGUAUCCUGUUUCAGGAUGAAGGCCAUUAACAAUACAUUUAUAGUAACAGAUGUGAUCAGAUUAAUAUUUAAAGCACUCAGGGUACACCUAAUACUGUAAGAGUGCUUAUUUAAUAUUCACUUUUUUUCUCAUAUUGUAUACCAAUGUGCCUAAAUAUAUAUAGACCACUGUGAAAUUAAAAAUUAUGCUACAGGAGAAAAUGUUAUAUAGCCGUUGAAGACCACUACAAGUCGGGGGGUGUAUUUAGUCCAGCCAUGUUUUUCAUAGUUGUGUACAUUGUUCUCAACAUGCUGCUGCCUUCACUGUCUGUGAAACCUGGUGCAAAGCAAUUAAUAACACAUUUUACCAUCUUGCGUUGGUGUGCGGGAGGUACACGUUGUUUACAGCUGUUGAAAAGAAGUAGAUUAAAAGAAGUAAUUAAAGCGGUGUAUGUUAUGAUGAUGAUAAUGAUUGUAUCUAAUAUAUUAAAGUUGACUUACCUGA